AUGGAGCCCUUAACUGCCCUUGGCCUUGCUGCAAACCUUGUCCAGCUCGUCGAUUUCGCUAGUAAGCUGGUCACCAGAGCCCGAGAAACGUACAAAUCUGUCGAUGGAGCACUAGUAGAGAACUCAGAGCUUCAAGCAGUAACGGAAAAUCUCCAGACGCUUACCAGCCGACUCCACGUAAGCAGCAAAGGACCAGUCAACCGUUUCAGUAGUGCAGAGAAACAGCUUCACGACCUGUGCAGUGGCUGUAGGGAUGCUACAGCCCAAUUGCUAUCAGCUCUAGGGAGGCUCAAGACCAAAGGAAACCAUAACAGAUGGGGUAGUUUUAGGCAGGCUCUUGAGAGUGUUUGGAAAGAGAGCGAGAUCCAGAGCUUAGCUAUCAGGUUGGAGCGGUUCAGAAGGCAGAUAGACACUACUCUGUUGGUCUUGCUCCGUGAGCAGGUUGAUCAAGCAGUAUUGUCGUCAGAUCUACGUACCAAACGAGUCAGCGAACAACUCCUCGGUUUUAUCGAUGCCACGAAAACCUGGCAAGCGGAUCUCGUUGAGACACUACACCAAAACAACUGGCACUCUAACAGUCAAGAAGAUACUGCCCUGUUCUCAUCAAAACUGUCAAGUGCAGUUCAGCAGCAGAGCGAGGACCUUUCAAGAUUGCGCAUACGUGAACUUCUUCGAUUCCCGAGCAUUUCUGACAGAUAUGAGAGCAUUGACGAAGCUCACAAAAGAACUUUCGAGUGGGUUUUCGACGAGGUUCCAGAAACAAGUGGACGGCAAAGUCAAGUUUCGAUGGUGAGACACCAAGUCUGGGACAACUUCGUACAGUGGUUGCACGAUACCGAAAGCCUAUACUGGCUGUUUGGCAAGCCCGGAUCUGGUAAGUCAACAUUGAUGAAGUACCUCUAUGAUGAUCCCAGGACUUCACAACACCUCAAAGACUGGGCGUCAGACCUCCAUCUAGUGAAAGCAGCAUUUUUUUCUUGGAAUUCUGGUACUCAGAUGCAGAUGUCGCAGAUGGGGUUUUUGCAAACACUCCUGUAUAAGGCAACAAAGAAUCGCCCUGCACUUGUUUCUCGCAUAUUCCCUCGCAGGUGGAGAUCGUAUUUGCUAUUUGGAGGCGAUUUACAUCCUUGGACCUGGUCGGAACUUGCCUCGGCAAUGAAAAUCCUGACUAGUGGCAGUGAUAUACGGUUCGCAUUCUUCGUGGACGGACUGGACGAGUUCGAUGGCGAUGGUUCUCAACUUGUUAAUCUGUUGAUUGACAUAACAACAUCACCGAAUGUCAAGAUCUGCGCUGCUAGUCGCCCCUGGCUUGUUUUUGAGGAAGCCUUUAGCUCCCAUCCUAGGUUGCGUCUAGAAGAUUUGACCGCGCCGGACGUACAACUGUAUGUCUCCGAAAAACUCCAGGGCAAUGCCAUGUUCCUUCAGCUUCAAAAGCAAGGUCCUCAACUGGCUCAAGAUCUCAUCCUGGAAGUCACGGGGAAAGCAUGCGGAGUUUUCCUGUGGGUCCGGCUAGUUGUGCAAUCCCUACUUGAAGGGCUCAGAGAUGGUGACACCAUCUCGGAUCUACAGGCUCGAUUGCUGGCCCUGCCAAGUGAUCUUCAAGAGCUGUUUAGCAAAAUUCUUGAUCGCCUGAAUCCACACUAUUUUGCACAAGCGUCCAGAAUCUUUCAAAUUGUCCGUGAAUCCUCGGAGCCUUUGACCAUUCUCGAUCUUUCUUUUGCGGAGGAUGGGUUCGAGCUGGCCUUACAGGCUGAAGUUGCACCGUUGAAACCUGACGAGCUUACAUACCGAGUCGAGACUAUGAGGCGUCGCCUGAUUAGCCGCUGCAAAGGUCUGCUCGAGGUGCCAUCUGUCGAAGUUGAGGGACCUGCGGCAACAGUGCAAUACCUGCACAGGACCGUUAAAGACUUCUUGACUAGCUCCGAAAUAUGGCGAUCUAUAUUGUCUGGCUCCGCCUCGUCUUUUGAUCCAACGUCUGCAUUGUAUGCCUCUUGUAUUAUGCGGAUCAAGACAAUGGAUCCUCACGUAGAUUCGCUAUUCGGGUUCUUGGAGGUUAUUGCUGCUUGCAUAAAGCACGUACAGAGCAUUCAGAGGAAGAAUAAUUCUGAACAAGUCACCCAGGUUGCUAUCUUAGGUCUUGACGAAUUGGAUUGGGCAGCAGGUCAACUUCUUAGUGGGAAAUGUGAAGUUUCAAAAACUAAUUGGCUCUUGAAAGCAGCGUAUGCAAAUCAAUAUCCUAUACGGCAGAACAGCAUCUCAGACCUGGAUUUUUACUGGGGCAAUACGAAAUACAAGCUCGAAGAUCUUCUAAGAGAAGGCGGGAGGGCAAAUGAUGAUUCCAGAUCAUUCCUAGACUAUUCUUACAAACAUGGUCUUGAUUUCUACGUUCGACACAUGCUUGAAAAGGGUUCAACAAAUUUGGACAGCUUCCAAGGAGCUUCCUUGCUAAUAUUGGCAGCAUACUUUGGGAACUCGGAUGGUCCGGAUUGUAAGAUGGUUCGACUCUUGCUGAGGCAUGGUGUUGAUCCAAAUGAGCUUGGACCCGGGGGACUUGAAAGCCCAUGGCAGAAGUUACUACACCAGCCAUCUUUCAUUGAAUCAAUAGACAUCGGAAAGUGGCUUGAAAUGGUCAGUCUCUAUCUCGAACAUGGUGCAGAUCCAUGCGUCCAAACUUCCAAGGGUUCUGCCCGCUAUAUCGUCAAAAAGACGUGCGCAUCGUCUAGUCCGGAGUUGAGUGUAAAAAUGGACGAGGUAAUUCGCAAAUUGAAAAGCGGACAAAAACGGAAGACCGAUUCACAUGUACAACUUUAUGGAUUGCUGAAGCUUUUCAGGAGGAACAAGCAUAAAAAAUAA
Endocarpon pusillum Z07020 is the source of this 2853-nucleotide messenger RNA. RefSeq lists its product as uncharacterized. The record is from RefSeq and is a predicted model, not a curated record. Bases 1 to 2853 code for a protein of 950 amino acids. Gene Ontology annotation, molecular function: protein binding. The transcript is spliced from 2 exons. Lineage: Eukaryota; Fungi; Ascomycota; Eurotiomycetes; Verrucariales; Verrucariaceae.